This is a messenger RNA of Nothoprocta perdicaria, 624 nucleotides long. It is a transcript of the gene FAM163B, whose product is annotated as family with sequence similarity 163 member B. The coding region runs from base 98 to 577 and encodes 159 amino acids. NCBI's taxonomy places the organism in Eukaryota, Metazoa, Chordata, Aves, Tinamiformes, Tinamidae. The record is from RefSeq and is a predicted model, not a curated record. The transcript has 3 exons.
CUCUCCAAGCUGGAGGCUCCGUCAGGCGCGCUGCUCACCUGAGAGAGACCCAGGCGUGAUUCCCAUGUUUGCAGGCUGUUAAUGGAGAGGCGGGCGGAUGACAGCCGGGACCGUGGUCAUCACAGGUGGAAUAUUAGCGACUGUUAUUUUACUCUGCAUUAUCGCUGUCCUCUGCUACUGCAGGCUCCAGUACUACUGCUGCAAGAAGGAUGAGUCCGAGGAGGACGAGGAGGAGCCCGACUUCGCCGUGCACUCCCACGUGCCGCCGCUGCACUGCAACCGCAACGUGGUGCUGAGCAACGGGCCGGCGCUGCUGGGGCCGGCGGCGUUCGGCGCGGCGCCGGCGCCGUGCCCGGGCUGCGCGCCCUUCGAGCCGCCCACCUUCUUCCUGCAGGAGCCUGACGACGAAGAGGAGGAUGAGGAGGAGCUGCCCAACGGCGGCGAGCGCGUGAGCUACGGCAGCGAGGACGGGCUGCCGGUGCCGGCAGCGCCGGGGCUGCAGGCUCUCAACCCCAACCGCCUCUCGGCCAUGCGCGAGGCGUUCUCCCGCAGCCGCAGCAUCAGCACCGACGUGUGAGCGCGCGCCCCGGCGGGGAAAACCGCAAGGAAAAUGUGAAAAAAAAA